AUGGGAAAUAAUAAUAAGCCGACGAAGGGCCCACCCCCUGUGCAGCAGCCUGGCACAACACCUGUACAACAGCAAGAGACACAGAAUCCCGCCGAUGAUGAUGAAGCUGCCAUCGCCGAACGUUUGGCACAAGUGAAGCAAAUAGUGCAAGCUCUUAGAUCUCAGAUGGAUGAUGAUUCCAAAGCUAGAUGUCUCAUGUUUUUUCCUACAUCGGGUCGCAUGGGCUUUGGCAGGGUUGAAACAUCAGACGAACUGCCACCGGUUGAGACAUUACGUGAAAUGAUUGCUUAUGAAACAAACAUUCGAUUAUCGGAGUCGGUUCAAGAACUCAUGGAAUUCUAUCAUACUAAAGAAGCAGCACUAAGCGCGCUGUUUCGCUCACAUGCGUUCGAUGGCUUACGUUUCAUGGUGAUUUAUAUUGCCGAGGCACAUGCACGUGAUCAAUGGCCAAUGGGUAAGACUAUAUCUUGCGUUGAUCAACCAAUCACUAUGGAACAACGAAUUGAAAAUGCUCGACAAUGUCAACAGCAUUGUAAAUUUGAGAUGCCCAUGCUUAUCGACACUAUGGAUAACAAUUUUCAUCUUACUUAUGGAUCAUGGCCAUUCCGGUUCUAUGUUAUCCAGGAUGGCAAACUAGCGUUUAAAGCUGAACCUGACAAACACACCUUCAGCUAUCAUGUCGAUGAACUCGACCGAUGGAUUGACAAUUUUCGUCAAUCACAUCGUCCUCUUGCUUAGAUAUGCGUUCAUUUCAAUUGUUUCAUUCAUCCAUCAUUUACAAUCUUUCUCCUUGUAUUUUCUUCUUUGUAUUUAUUGAUCGACUUGAUAGUCCUCAAAAGCAGAAGUCAACAUGAACUUAUGAUAACUAUGGAUUGAAAUCCCACUAUGUGAACGUCCACAGUUUGAUUCAAAUAUGUUGUUUUCAAAGAGGAAAUCAGCGCGUACACAUCUAUUAAGUUGAUGAAUCUAUCAGAACAAGAAAAACACAGAGAAGAAAUCAUUUUUAUGCUUGAAUAUCCGCUUCAAUUGUUUGCUAAUAAAAAUAUAUUAAUUUGAAAUUAGUAAUGAAAAGAAGACUAUGACUAUUUGAGAAUGCUUUCUCUUAUAAAUAUUUCAAGAAGAAAUUGCAUCGUUCACAUAUUUUUGAAGUGCAUGCAAAAUAUGUUGACUACAUCAGCCCUGUGAUUAAGUAAAAACAAACAUAUUUUGUUUAGCGCCAUUGACAGAGAAAAGUUUUUCGCAGUUAUUGCGGUGUAUUCAAAGCUAUUACUAGCUUUAGCACAGAAACGCGAUGCAUUUCGAGUCAUAUUAUUUAUCAUUGAAUGAUUGUUCUCUUGCAUUGAUAUUAUGGCAUGCAUUUUCAAUUGAGCACAUGAAUAAAGUUGCUGUCAUCAAUCACAAGAGUCGAGAAUCUAUGUUUAAAAUGAUAAGAGCUUCCAUCAUUCGUGAAUCACAGUUUCAUUUAGUUCAGACACAAAACACAAAUGAAUCGAAAUAUUCAGAGGAACUGCUUAUUCAAAUAGAUAUGUGUAGCAUUUGUUUGGACGAUGGAUUUGCAGAAAAUUUGACCAUCCUUCGUUAUCCACAGAAAUGUCAUCAACAGUUAUCAUCGAUAACGAAAAAAGCACAUUUUUAUUAAAGAAGACUUGCUUCGAGCAAGAAUCUUUCUCAGUUAUAUCUUAAACAACAAAUAUUAUUUCAGAAUAACCUCCCUCUUAUCAAGAUCUAUUCUGAGAGAACAAGCUUGUCGUGGAAAAGAAAUAUGAUAUCAAGACGAAUGUGUGCAUCUAAAAAACGUCUGUCUACUUGAAACUACACUGUCAUCAAUAGUCUAAAACGGACUUUUUCUUCUUGAUUCUAAGUUAACUAUAGUGACCCCAAUUCGACUGAGAUUUAUUCUCAAUAGAUUAAAUUAUUCACUUCAUUAUUUUGCAUGUACAUACUGAGAACCAAUCGGUUCUAUAUUCAUUUCUAUUAGUGCAAAACCGUUGAUAUUGAAGUAAAGGCAAUAUGUGAUAUUAUUCAUUGUUUUUCGAUUGUAGCAAACAAUAUACUAUGUAAGAUAGUUGAAUUCUUGAGGGUGUGGGUGUGGGUGUGGGGUGUGGGUGUGGGUGUGGGUGUGGGUGUGGGUGUGGGUAUGGGUGUGGGAGCGUGUGGGGUGUGGGUGUGAGCGACAAAAAAGAAGAUAACCACACCCGCACUCACAUCCGCCCCCACCCACACCUACACCCACACCCCACACACACCCACACCCACACCUGCACCCACACCCACACCCGCACCCACACACCCACACCCACCCACACACCACACCCACACCCACACCCACACCCCACACCCACACCCACACCCAC
Molecule: messenger RNA, 2354 nt
Organism: Rotaria sp. Silwood1
Lineage: Eukaryota; Metazoa; Rotifera; Eurotatoria; Philodinida; Philodinidae
Source: the annotation of a GenBank genome assembly